GUCUUCAAAGCAUUCCUUUACAAAACAUCUAUCUUUCUUCAUAGUAUCGACAUGGCUUGCGAAAACAAUCUCGUUGUAAAGCAAAUUAUCGACUUAUACAGCCAAAUCUCAAACCUAGAGAGUUUAAAACCAUCCAAGAGUGUCGACACUUUGUUCGGACAACUCGUAUCCACGUGCUUACCAACGGACACAGACAUCGAUGUCACAAAAAUACACGAUGAUAAAGUCAAAGACAUGAGGUCUCAUCUCAUCAAGCUUUGUGGUGAAGCCGAAGGAUAUUUGGAGCAACACUUUUCCACAAUCAUAGGCUCUUUUGAAGACAACCCACUUAACCAUUUACACAUGUUUCCUUACUACAACAACUAUCUCAAACUAAGCGAACUCGAGUUCGAUCUCCUAUCUCAACACAUAAGCCAUGUCCCUACCAAAAUCGCUUUUAUCGGUUCGGGUCCGAUGCCACUUACAUCCAUCGUCUUGGCCAAGUUUCACCUUCCCAACACAACGAUCCACAACUUCGACAUCGACUCACAGGCGAACACACUCGCGUCAAGCCUCGUUUCUCGCGACCCUGACCUCUCUAAACGCAUGAUCUUUCACACGACUGAUGUGUUAAACGCUAAGAAAGGGUUAGACCAGUACGAUGUCGUUUUCUUGGCUGCUCUUGUUGGAAUGGAUAAAGAGUCAAAAGUCAAAGCUAUUGAGCAUUUGGAGAAGCAUAUGGCUCCUGGAGCUGUGCUGAUGCUAAGGAGUUCUCAUGGACUUAGAGCUUUCUUGUAUCCAAUCGUUGACUCUUGUGAUCUUAAAGGGUUUGAAGUGUUGACCAUUUAUCAUCCGUCCGAUGAUGUGGUCAAUUCGGUGGUGAUCGCACGUAAGCUCGGUGGCUCGACUGAAGCUCGUAACAGCGAGAUCGGACGGUGUGUAGUUAUGCCCUGUAAUUGCUCGAAGAUCCACGCCAUUAUGAACAGUCGUGGUACGAUGAAGAAUAUGAUCGAGGAGUUUGGUACCGUUGAGUAAACAAACACACGACUCUUUUCUUGAGGUAUGUGUUUAUGUUUUGCCCUUUUCAGUUUUGUGUUAAUGUUUUUGUGAUGUGUGUGAUAUGUUUGUAAGUACAAUAAGUUUUUGAAUUUUGUGAGUUAUUUGGUGUUCAUCAGUUUGAAGAACACAAAACCCUUAUUGUAUGUGCUUUUAGUUUAUUAAAAUCAAUAAUAAAUAAAUUUGAGAA
Messenger RNA from Brassica rapa (field mustard), 1225 nucleotides. RefSeq names its product nicotianamine synthase 2-like. Gene Ontology annotation, molecular function: nicotianamine synthase activity. Lineage: Eukaryota; Viridiplantae; Streptophyta; Magnoliopsida; Brassicales; Brassicaceae. Gene Ontology annotation, biological process: nicotianamine biosynthetic process. The record is from RefSeq and is a predicted model, not a curated record.